CCGUGACACACGGUCCGCGGUGCGCACGCACGCCCCACUGAGACGGACUCGCAAAAAAUAUAUAUUUACAUCGAAAAUACUACCUCAUACACAAACAACACGAAAACAGUGCAGUGCAACCCAAUUUGGAUUAAAGUGAAACCAUAAAUAAGUGUUUAGUUCUAAACAUCAAAUUGUUUUGAUAACACCAUCCGCAGAAUCGAUUUUACAACACAUUGUUUGAGAAAAACCGAGUGUUCCGACGAACUCGAUGCUAUAAAAUUUGCAAAGAAAAAAAUUAAAGUACGCAAAUCAAAAAUCUGCAAUUAUGUUUAUGCAGAUUGCGACGAAAAGAUGCGGUGAAUCAGUGCGACGAAAUUUGACCCACGUACAAAUUCUCAGAUGCCUUGGAACUUACGUUUGUUAAAAUUAGCUUUUAAGAUGUUUGUUAUUAAGAGAGAAAUCUAUGGUGUGUUACUUAUUAAUAGCCGGUUCCUGAAGUUUCGUUAGCGCUCCGAAAACUGUUACGAUUUCCGAGCAUAUUUUUUCUCGUAUUUGUGAAGCCUUAGUUUUAUUUAUGUGCAGCACGUGUAGACAUCAUUGGAUUAUAGAUUACGGUAAUUUACCCUUGACUCAUACAAGAUGAUGUGGCCCGCAUCACAAGCCAGCAAAGUUCUUACCCUUCUGCUUCUAUGUAUUCUAGUUUACUGCAUUUACAUGGACACAUUUUUGUUUUUAAGGAUAAGAAACUACAAAAUUGAUGUAUUCGAGUACAAUAAUAGAAAUACCUCACAAGACACCUCGACUCAUCUGGCUGUUUUACCAAGUUACGAAGAUGUUACCUGGGUACCUUGUAGCAUCAAUCCCUUAUGUCAUCCAACAGUCAAAGGUCUCAUGGUAGACCCAGUUAAUCAUUACAUAUACGGUCCAUUAUGUGCCAUUGUAGAUAUAGGCCUAGGGAUAUCGGAAAAUAUGCUCUUCCUCACGCCAAAUAUGAUUUCAUUUUUCCACGUAUUUAUUGCUUUUAUCGGCGCUAAGCUUUUGACAUGCCAAGCUUUGGCUUUAAGAAGAGUUGGUAUAGUGUUGUUCCAACUCAGAAUGUUCCUAGACGAUUUAGAUGGGCAUGUAGCUAGGGAAAGAAAACAUAUCAAAGGAGAGAGAUCUGAAGUCGGGACGCUUGGUUACUGGGUUGAUGGUAUAUCUGACUUAGUUGGAGUCGUGGCUAUGAUGUUGGGAAUACUUUGGUACUUGAAAUGCAAUCCCCCACGAAGGGGUUACAAAGGUACCCCCGUAAGCACGUUGCCGUACCAUCAGCUCAAGGAAAUCAACUCGACAGAAGACAUAGAAAAGGACCACACAGCAGAAGUGGGGAUCUCUUACAAAACAAAAGUGUCUUUUCAGAGAAUGGUCCAAGUAAUAGGACUGUUCUCUGGACAAAUGGUGCUGUCUUCGUUAGCGUGGAAUAGAUACAUAGAUGUAUACCAGGAACUGCUAGAAAAUUGUACUGAUUACGAUGUUUUUAGAAGAGAAACUAUGUUUAAGUCAGGUGUGUUUUUCUUUGCAACUGGAUUGUGGAGGAUUGUAAAUCCACAUUCGUAUUUGCACCUAUUGUCUUUAGCGGUGUUUUGUGAUAAAACGUGGGGAUUUUUGAAAGCUGUACAUUAUACUGGAUAUGUACUGUUGGUGAUAGCUGUUGGAACUUCAGAGUAUUUAGUCGGAAAUAUAAGAAGCUUUGUGAUAAGUGACAGUCGAUGAUAUUAGGCUUCUUCCAUCAGCAUUUAAGUUGAUCAAAUCGAAGUCAUUUUGAUCAGUUUCUAGCAUUUUAAAGUCAAACGAAAAGCCAAAUCAUUUUUUAUUACAUAAUUAACAAUUAUUGCUGGUAAUGUUAAGUGUAUAGUGUUGUUGGUCUUUGUGAGUCAAUAUAUUCUGCAUUUACCUGUAAAUUAUAAAUUAUAUUUUCCUUUAGACAUGUUAUGGAGUUAAAUAUUUGCCUGAUCAAAGUGACCUUGGAUUCAGAAGCAGAAAACUUAAUUUACCAAAAGAUGCCAUAGUAAUAAGGAAGCAAUAGUGUUAAUUUAAAAAAAUAUUUUAAUAGUUCUAUGUUGUUAUUGUUACCGUAUCGAUAAAACGUACGGCGCAAGAGUAUAUUGAAAAAAUAUAAGUACCUAUGUUCGAUUGGUUGAUUCUGAUGACUCAACAUGAUUGCAAUGUUAUUAUAUAUAAUGUACCUAGGUUUGAGAUAAGUAUAGGAUCCACCCACGAAUGACGAGUGGUAUUGUUACGGUUGCAAUCACACAAAAAAAAAAAUGCCGAGACUUUAGAAUUUUGCUCUGUAUUUCACUUUCACAGUCCAAAAGAGAGUCUAUACAAUCGUUUUGUACUCUCACUACAUUAGAAUAGGAAUCAGAAAGUUCGGAAACAGAUGUUGUUUUUGUUGUAACACGGUCAAUUUUAUACAAUUCAAAAGUAACUCCACUUGAUAUCAACUCAGAAUAAUGGUCUGAAUCCUCCCCCUCAGUAUUCGUUACGGUGACACUAACACCCAUACCUACUUGUAUGACUACUAGUAUGUACUUGCACGGGGUGUAAGUGACAUCGUAACGAAUACUGAGAGGGAUGAUCCAGCUCAUUAUUCUGAGCUAAUAUCAAGUAACAUUUUCCAUCGCAAAAGUAUACAAUUGAAAAUAAUUUUAAAAAACUAAUAAAAAUCAUGAAUUUUGCGACGGAAAAUUCCACUUGAUAUUAACUCAGAAUCGUGGACUGAAUCAUCCCUUUUAGUAUUCGUUACGAUGUCACUAACAUCCUAUAUAUUCUGCAAAGAUUUUUACAUUCUCGUAAUGUAAUCCCGCAUAAUUAUGUGGUUUAAAGAAAGCAAAAUAGUAAUUUACUCUUGCACGUCUAAAAAUAUUAAAAUACAAAUAUCUAACUGCGACAAAUUAAUGCGUUAUUUGAUUCAAUCUCUAACUACAACGCUGCGAUUGCAUUUAUUCCCUGUUAUUUUUACCUCGCGUUAUCUUUGUGAAAUUCUAUACCAAGUUUAUCGUUGAUUAUAUUGCUUUGAUUGGCUAUAGCACUUGUGCUACCACUUGAAACUGUAAGUUCUUAGAAAGUAGCUGUAGUUUUAAAAUGAUGACGCAUAUAAACUCGCCUUUGUGCUUCGUUGGCGACUUGAAGUGCAUGAUUGACCUCUAUCACGAUCAAUCGAAGGUUUUCUUCCUCUUUUCCACUACUUCGAGGCGGUUCGUCAUCUGAAAUGUGUUAAACUGUUAUGUUAGACUUAUUUUUUAUUUCAUCAGCUUCUUUUAAGAUCUCCUACAGGUUCUCUAGUGACCUUUGCUUUACUAUCUCGUUUAAUUUCAAGACCAGUUUUGACUUCAAAGCUUUCUUAAUUUACACUAUAUUAUUUGCAAUUUCGAAUAACUUGAUCAUUUUCAAAAUCUCGCUAUAGGAAAAUGUAUUGUCAUUUUAGUGGUACUUUUUUUCAAUAAACAUUUGAUAAAUGCGCAUUCUAUUUAGGGUCUGUUUCCAAACUUGAUGAUGACUGUUUGGUAGCCUAUUCAGAUUUUGUUUGUGUUUUAGAUUGCGAAACGGAACCUUUUUGUAUCGUCUCGGUAAUAGGCUUUCUUGUCAAAUCGAAUUAUAGUAACGAUGAACUCUGAUUCAGUCAUAGACGUAUAACCAAGUUUUAUUUUUCAUGCUAAUAAUGAUAAUACGAGUUUAAACAAUUGAAGUAAACAUUGCUAUUGUUUCAAUGGUUGAUAUUAAAGAAUAUUCUAGUAAAGUAAGCUCUGUGAUAUUGAUGGUUUUAACUGUGUUUUGGUUUUAUAAAACUUGCAAAUGAAAAUGUGGAAACUCAGUAGAAACAGGCAAAAUAGUUUUUUUAUGGAAAGUAAAUAUUUUUUCUCUGGACUAAAUCCAGAAAUGCAGGCGGAUGUUAUGAUACCGUCAGCCAGAAAAAAGCAGAUAAAUAAUACUUGUAUUUCACUAAAACUUAACCAAAAUCAGUAGCCAAAGAAUACGAAACGUAUCGCGGCGGUCUUUAAGGGUAGAUAUAAUAUAAAAUAGUGGCAAUGGCAACACAUAGUACGAUAGUUAUACAAAAACUGAAUACGAUAUUUAAAAAAAAAAAUAGGUAAACCGAUGACUUGUGAAGUUGUGAUAAUAACACGAACGUCCUUGAUUUUUUUUAUGCAGAAGUAAAAAGCGCAUUUGACGUAGACGGAUCGAUUUAUAAGAAAUUAGAUCAUUUAAUAUGCGACACGAUUCAAGGUCGGAAACCGGAGGUGAUGUCCAAGAUCGUAAAUAUUAUAUUGUUGAGCACCAUGUGCGUUUAACUACUGAAGCGAAAAUAGGUUAUGGUUCGACAGCUGCCAGGAAAUGAGAAUAAAAACUAGCAGCUCUUAUAGGUGGCAGCACUGUUGAGUGUUUCGAAAUUUUGACAGUUCUCCAUACUGGCCCCGAUUCCUGCAGACACCUCCUAAUUUUACUUUAAGUUAUACCUGUCAUUUUCUUAUCCGCCGAAAAGGAAAGGGACGGAUGAUUGACAGCUCUUAAUUUUAGGAAGAAUGAGUAAUUGAAUGAAUAACCCAGGCGAAUAAAAAAGAUCUCGCUGGUAUGCAAACCGUUUGACGUGUGCUGUCAACAUAUUUAUGUCGGGUUAUUGGCCAAUGUAAAAUUUUUAGACGGUUGUUUUAGAUAUGUGCUUAAAAUUGACGUGUGUUCCAUAAAUUUUAUGCUUGUCGAUUACCCGUCCCUUUUUUUCGGCGGAUAAGAAAAUGACAGAUAUAACAUAAAAUAAAAUUAGAUGGUGUUUACAGGAAUUAGCACCAUUGUCCAACUAAAAUUCGUGAUAAGAAUAAAACUUUAUUGCCAGUUACAGUUUACAUUUUGCUAUAAGAACUAGGUAAUUAUGAAUAUUGCGAAUACGGGAAAAAAGAAAUGGCUCAGCUUGCUCAUUUUCUCUUCCUGGGAUAUUUGAUAAAUUGUUAUUACAUGUGGAGCAACGUGGAGUGUAUCCGUUUUGCAAAAAAGGAAAGCAGCCAGUUGGAAAAAGGCAGUUUCGUUUGAAAAUAAGGUUUUCUUCCGAUCUUUAGGGAAUAAAUAUAACAAUUAUUACAAAGGGUUAUAGUGUAAAAAUGUAACAAAACACUGUCUUGUUUGUUUACUCAAAUAGUAUGGGGAACGGUCAAAAUUUUUAAUUUUAGAACAUCCGACAGUAGCGACACCUGAUAGGAGAAAUAGGCAGUAUUUUUAUCCUCAUUCUGAAAUCAUCAAGGAGACGUUCAAAAAGAAACGUUCUAAAACUUCUAGACCAGGUAAUCCCGUAAUCCCUAAUGGGAUGGUCAGACACAAUUUGAGUCCACUUUUGAUACAGAGCCCGACACAGAAGUUUGAGACCUCUGCUUUAGAUGUCUUUUUAAAAUCCAAGACCUAUUGUUUAAUAUUGUGUCUUGAAAUCUCGGCCUUAUGAGGUUAAUAAAAAUAAUUCUGUUUGAUUUUGAACUGGGUCGUGUACUAGGUUCAAGAUCAAUUAUUAUGAUUACUAAAUAGAGACAGGUCUAGAACUAACGAAAAACAUUUUCUUUUUUCUAUUUAACUUAUUUAUGAAUUUUAAUCAAGAAAACGUAAUAAUAAGUCCGACAUUUUAUCAAGUUUUUCCAUGACGUCAUAGAGUGCUUUUUCAUACAAAUUCCAUAGUGAUUUCGUGUUUUGACGUUUAGUAAAAAGUAACUGACUGGUUGGAAACCAGCCUAAUAUAAUAAUAUGUAUAGUUGAUGAACUAUUUUCAGAUAUCGGGUACCUAGAUGAAUUAAAAGAUUGAUAGAUAUAUUUCGGGUUAAAAUGCUAGUUUUUCGACUGAUUUUUACGUGGUAUUGAUAUGGAUAUUGAUGUGAAAGGAAAAAAGGGAAGUAGACAGGUAGAUACUUUAGUUUAAAGUUAAUUUUUUUCAAUUUCAAUAAUUUGUUUUACCGACGACAUAGAGCAACAGGGGCCUCUGAGGUCCGACAAUAAUUAUAAAAUCGUCAAAAAUAGUUACUUAAGUCAGAAUUUGAAAUCGGCCAAUAAUAUUCUGAAUAAUUGAUUUUAUUUUUGUAGGUAAAUAUUUAGCAAUAAUUUAAAAUAAAAAUGUAUUGGUAUAAUAGUGCAAAUGUUUACGAUCAAUAAUAGAUAAUUGUACAAAAGAUAAUUGUUAAUGUUAAAAUGUGUGAAUAAUUCGCCUUUCCAGAAAAUACUUAAGUAGGUACUUAUGCGAAAUUAUUUUCUAAAAUCAAUUGUUUAUUUGAAAAAUAUUUAAAAAAAUAAUAAGUUUAAAGUUUUUAAUAAAACUUAUUGUACGUAGGAUAAAAUCUGUGAUUUAGAAAUAUUUUUUUUAAUAAGUGUUACUUGCAAUUUCAUUGUGUGUAAGUAAUUGAAAGAAAGCAAGUAGAUAUGUUUAUAUACAUAACAUGAACAGCCUAUAUACGUGUCACUGCUGGGCACAGGCCUCCUCUCAAUCAACCGGAGGAGGUAUAGAGCAUACUCGACCACGCUGCUCCAAUGCGGGUUGGUGGUUAUAUGUUAAAAUUUUAAUUUUACUUUAUGACAAAUAAUUUAUUUUUAUGUAGGUAAGCAAUAACGUUGCCAAUUAUAGUGAGGAUGUUAAAAAAAUCAAUAAUUGUGUUUUUUUUUAUAUAAAAUAUAAACUGUUUUGAUUGUGAAAUGUUAGAUAGAGUUCUGAAUAAAUUUUAUUGAAGAUUUUGA
Molecule: messenger RNA, 6720 nt
Organism: Pectinophora gossypiella (pink bollworm)
Lineage: Eukaryota; Metazoa; Arthropoda; Insecta; Lepidoptera; Gelechiidae
Gene: Cpes
Product: ceramide phosphoethanolamine synthase
Exons: 2
Coding region: 622-1734 (370 amino acids)
Biological process (GO): phospholipid biosynthetic process
Cellular component (GO): membrane
Molecular function (GO): phosphotransferase activity, for other substituted phosphate groups
Source: RefSeq, a predicted model, not a curated record